This is a messenger RNA of Porites lobata, 8983 nucleotides long. The record is from the annotation of a GenBank genome assembly. NCBI's taxonomy places the organism in Eukaryota, Metazoa, Cnidaria, Anthozoa, Scleractinia, Poritidae.
AUGGCUGUCCCCAAAGCGAAGGGCUAUCGGCCGAGAUGCUUCUUUGAUGUUCAAAUAAAUGGAUCUCCAGGUAAGAAACGUUAAAUUCCUCGGAUUAAAUGUUUGCAUUGGCUGCUGUUUUUCAAAAUUUAAUUUAUGGAGUCACUUGGGAAGAGAAGCGGCUGAAAUUCAGGUUAUAACUCUCAAUGAUAUGGAAAUACUUAUAAGCUUAAGCUUAUACUAAGCUUAAUACAGCAGAAGUUUGUUUCUUUGAUUUUAAUCAAUUUUUAUAAUUUUAAACUUAAAUCAAUAUGGCUGUGCAGUAUUGGUUAUGAAUGCUUCCUUCUCUUGAUUAAUGAUUUGAGCCUGUGUGUUAACACUGGGAUAAUCUAAUCUUUUUUAUGGAUUAUUUUGCCCAAUUGAUUGAAAUCAAUAAGGUUUCCAAUGAGCAACCUCAGUCUGCUUGUAACAUAGAAAGAGAAGUAGGUGGGUACAAAAGAAGGCAGGUUUGAAAGAACCUCAAAUCUAAAACUCUUAAAUCUCGCUUGAUUUAAGAAUUAACUUUGCAUUCUUUGUAGCUGGCAGGAUUAUUUUUGAACUGUUUGCUGACAUCUGUCCUAAGACAUCUGACAACUUUAGAGCAUUGUGCACAGGUGGGGAAGUACGUAUUAAUGUAGAUACAUGUACUACUACUACCACUACCAACUAUUAUAUUAAUAUUAAUAUUAAUAGUAAAAAUGAUAAUGAUAAUAAUAAUAAUGUCAUUUUUCAUAUUACAUGUAAACGUUAGUGUUUUAGAGUUGAGAUUAGUUGAUGCGUGGUUGGCCAUAUACUCACUUGUAAGUGGGAUGGAGUCAUAAUAUUAAAUUCAUGGUCACUUCCUUUUUGUCUAUUUUACUAGUGCAUACAUACAUACACACAUACACACAUUUUAUUUGUUACACAUGUAUAUACAGUUUAUUUGUAUUUUAAGAUUGAAGCACUAUUGUAACAUACCCGGCCUUGGGUAGCUAUGCUAAUCUAGUGGGGUCCUGUUUUCAGGAAACAAAUACAACUAAAAGUAAUAAUAGUGUUCCAGAUAAGAGAGGGGUCUUGGGUCAAUGACCCAACAAAUAAGGCUUCCUGACCUGACAGAUGACAUACAAGUAUUAAGUUAAAUAACGAAAAAAAUAAGCAGGUGGUCUUGGUGACCCCUCAGAUUGUCUACAUGACCCCCCUGUUGAAAUAAUUAACUGGAACACUGAAUAAGAGGCCUAAAAAAAUGCCAGAAUUGACAUAAUGAUGAGAGACUCCUGAUAAACUUAUGCAAUAGUGCAUAGUGUUAUGAAAUUGCUGAACUCUUAAGGAAAUUAAUGGCUAUUUUUUAAGUGAUCAACGUGACAUUUCAUGGAAACUUUAGACAAGAUUUUUUGGAUUAACUUUGAACCUGUUUUUUAGGAGAAAAAGGUUUAAGCAGGACUUCUGGGAAGCCUCUUCACUAUAAAGGAUCAGGGUUCCAUCGAGUUAUCAAGGAUUUUAUGAUUCAAGGAGGAGACUUUACUAAAGGUAUUUUUAUUUUUAUAUCAAGAUGGUAAAAGAAAAGGCACACUUAAGCUAAAGGCUCAAAUGGCAGGAGCAGCGCCGGACAGAAUGCUAGUCCAAUGCAGGGUUACCCUCCAGCAGUAUGUCGCCAGUGCCCAUUUAUACACCUGGGUGAAGAGAGGCCAAGUGGAGUAAAGUUCCUUGUCUAAGAAAACAAUGCAAUGGGUGACUUUGAACCACAGACCUCCAGAUCCAGAGUUUGAGGUGUUAACUGCUCAACCACACAUAUCAAGAUGGCUCAAAUGGACUUUUCAGAGUUAGAGCCUUAACUAUUGUCAUUAGCAAAGAUACUGGAAAACAAUCUCCUUUAAUAGCUGUAUUGUUACCUAGGAAUUUGUUAUGACUGAUGUUAUUUUGACACAAGAGUUUUCAUCACAAUGUGUAAGUGGCUUGUAAGUGUGCCUAAGUGUAGUUUUUGCAAAAGAAGUUGCGGAUUGUUGCAAUGAAACCUUUUUUGAUGUAUAAACGGUAGGUUCUAUAUCUUUACUUACAUUGAUAAGAUCUUUUUGUGAGAGUUGCGAGGAAGAGGUUUUGUAACAAGAACAGCAGUUUUUCACAGAGUUUUUAAAAGCUUCUGACUAUUAACACCUGAUGCAAGGUGCUUGUUACUUUUCAUGUGCGUAUCAGAUAUUUUUUUGAUCUGUAAAACAUGUACUACAUCAGUCUUCUAGGUAACACUAAGCAAACUUUUCCCUUGGUUUCUCACUGGACGUGUGUCAAUAAUGUUUUGCCAAAAAUUGCCGCUUCAAUGAUUCUGGCACUACGCGAUUCUAGUAGCGUGAUGAUAAUCACGUAGUGUGCAACAAGAUUCUCAUUGUGUAGGAAAUGAGACAUGACUGGUAACUUACUUUUGAGUGGCACUGUAUGUCAUGUGCUGUACAAAUCAUUCUUUGCAAACCUUUGAUCAAUUAGAGCAUGCAUUUAAAAUUUGUUACGUGAGGAAAUAAAUGAUAUUUUUCUAUUAAUUUGUCUAUCACAGGAAAUGGUACUGGAGGAGAGUCCAUUUAUGGUGGCACGUUUAAUGGUAUGUAGCUUCACAGUAUUAAUCUCAAUAACACGACGUGCACUUAGAGUCAUAUUUAGUUGCAAAAAUUGCUGAGGAUUGAGUAUAGUAAACCUCUAAUAUCUGAAUUGACUUUGUGUUAUAGUCAAACAGGAAUUUUAUCAGUAGUUUGUCAGGCCUCGUUGUAAACAUAAAAUUGAGUUGACUACAGUGAAACCCUGAUAUAACAAAGAGCCAAGGGACUGGUGAAAUAUGUUAAUGUCUCUGCUCCUUUAUGAUGCAUGUUAAAUGCAAAGUAAUUUAAUUAUAAAACAAAUAAUGACAAGUUGGGAUUAAAUAGGGGAGCACUGCCUUGCGCUAGGUUAGCCUGUGCGACUUCCGCAAUGGCGUGACCAAAAAACCUCACGUAUCUCCUCAGCACUACGAACUGAAUGCAAUACAGCACGUGCUGGAUCGAACAAGAGUAUCUUUUGCAGGACAUAUUAAAUGGCAAUGCAGCCAACAAGCUUGGGGGAGUGGCUGUGCAGACUUAACCGUACCUCUCAGGAGUGUCCCUAGUUUAUUGAUCGCAUAGCACAAAACAAAGCCCAAACCUCGAUUGUCUCCAAAGGGAAGGAGGGAGGGAAAAAUUUUACAAGAAUAGUAUACUGAGCACUUAAACCUUGCUGAACAAUAGAACCCAAGUGAACUCUGAACAGUUGUUCUUGGCUUUUAUAACAAGACGAACAUCUGCUGGCAUAGCCAGUGGAAAAGGCUGUGCUACAAGACAGCUCAGCAUUGCAUGUGCAAAUUCUUAGCCAUAAAUAGUGCUUUGAAAAUACUGGCCAAUACUGUGGCUCGUAGUAGCCUACUUAAGACAACAAGGCUGUAAAAUUCUACGCUAGAAUACAAUGCAUCUUAGAGCUUGCUGAACUUGACAACUUGACUACACAACUGCUUUAUUGAAAAAGAACCGCAAUGAAAGGGUUGCUGACAACUAGCAUCACGUUCCAUCAACUACAUUUUACUGGUGUGACAGUGAAAUAUUUUUUGUUAUAACAAGGUUUCGUUGUAUCGAGGUUAUUUUCCAUAUAUUUUAUUAUUACUAUACUGGGGUUAAAAGAAAAUCGUUCAUUAUAUUGAGGACUUUGUUAUAUCAAGGUUCUACUGUUCUGCAAUGACUCUUAUCUCAGGGCUGUCGCUAAAAUUUCAAGUUGCUGGGUAAAUGCAGUUAGUAGGAGGGGAAUUGUACUGAGCUAGGAAUUAGUUCUUUUGGUUCUGUUUUCUUUUUGUUUCCUAUAAGAGAAGCCAGGGCUCACGCUCGUAGUACCCAGGUAAAAUCCCGACCACUGGUUCGUAGUGACAGCCCUGUAUCUUCCAGUGAACUUACACCUUAUGCAAAUCUGUGUCUCACAAUUAUUAUCUUUUACACAAGAUGUUCUCAGGUUUUGAUUGGUUUAUAUUAAUCUGUCAGCCAAUAAUUCAGCUUGCUUAUGAUGUGGAGAAUGAAACAAUGUUAUGCAAUAUUGGAUUAUGUAUUAACAUUACAGAUCUCAGCAUUAUGACACUCUCAUUGAUCUUCAUUUUACUAUAAUAGUAAAAGGGCUUAAUUUGCUUAUCAAUAAUAAGCAAAUUACACCCUUUUUCAGGAAACCCUUAUUUUAUUAUUAAUAUUAUAAAGCUGAUCUAAUGGGAUGUAUAUUUUUAACUGCUUAUCUAAAUAAUAUAUGAAAAUAAUUAUUUUUUUUUGUUAACUGGGGUUGAAACUUAUGAGAAAUACAAGCAUGUAAUUGUGAUAACUGCAGUGAUUUACUUGUCAUAUUAAGUUUUUCAUUUUUUUUGUUUUGCAUAUAACAGAUGAAGGAUUCCAUCUUAAGCAUGAGACAGCAAUGUUGUUGUCCAUGGCUAACAGAGGUCCAAACACUAAUGGUUCUCAGUUUUUUAUGUAAGUAUUUGAUCUUUUAAGAGAUGGAAACCACCCUAUAAUUUGAAACCAAGUAUAAAAUUCAACUGCUCCUGAUCACUCAAAGAUUGGAUAAAUGUAGUGCUAUCCAAUGUAUAAAUUAAUAAUCGCUAUGGAGUGGUUAGCGUGUCAUGAAAUCCAAUUGCCUUGCCCUCUGGAUAGUAAUUUACCUGAUGAAUAGCAUAUACCCACCUUCUGAGCAACUGGGCACUGUUAACUUAAUUACACUGGCAAAAAUGGUUCAGUUCUUUUUUAAUUUCCUGCUGUUGUCUAAUUUUCCCCUCCUUUAAUUCUCAAUUCCUUGCUUUUCUCAAGGCCCCAGGUUCAAGUGUAAAAGAGGGUUUAUGUACUUCAAUGUAUCAACUUGAUAAUAUUAAUCUCUAUCCAGUCGUUGAUCCAGUUGUUUUCCCUAAUAUUAAUACUUAUCCACUGGAUAUUAAUUUAUCUGCUAAAUAGCAACCUGAUCCAAGGAGUGAACAACUUGGGCCAGAUUUCAGGUCUUCCAAGGUAAAAUGGCAUCUCUGUGAUACGUUAAACAAUAUUGUAGUGUGAAUAAAGACAAAGUUUUAAUGUUUUAAGUUUUUAUAGUGUGUUUAUUUUGCUUUUCACAGAACAACUCAGCCUGCCCCACAUCUUGAUGGGUAAGUUUUCUUUUAACUUGAUUCAGCUGUUCUUACUGACAGAAAGGAAAUUUCUGUUAGCAUUAUGAUGUUAUUGCUACAGACAAGGCAGUGUUUCACAUGGUUUCAUUUUUUCAAUUUCAAUACACAAAUAUAAAAAAAGGGCAUCAAAUUUUUAUUCCUCAAACAUCUGAAUUUUUAAAAGAUCUCAAGAUAAAUGUAACAAACAAAAUGCAUAUUAACAUUAUUCCACAACAGAAUAAAAAUUACCAGUAAAACCAGUUAAUAAUUAAAUUUUGUUGUCAAUAAACCUAGGCUCUACAGUAGAAACAGUUGUUGUUAUUAAAUCUUAAUCGUUUUUAUAUGAUUUGAAUUUUCUAUGGGUAUUAAAUUAAAAUUUUUUGCGUGUUUUUGUUUUGUGAGGAUAUUAAUUCCCAAAACAAAUUUCGUGAAAUAAAAAAAAAAUGUGAAAUUAGGUAAUGGCGUUGUACAUGACUUGUACACAUAAUGCAUUUUUGUUUGUUACCACUCAAAAGCAAGUCACAGAUCAAUGAUUACCCACACUUCAACAAUGUUGCUCUUGCUUAUAUUGUGGUAUAUUUAUUUUAUUUGUAGGAUUCAUGUGAUAUUUGGCCAAGUAUUGCAAGGUCAGGAAAUAGUAUCAGAGAUAGAGAUUCAAAGAGUUGAUGACAAGAGUAGGCCCCUAGUGGAUGUAAAGAUUAUCAACUGUGGUGAACUUAUUCCAAAAGCAAAGGCUAAAGGUACACGAUAUGUUUCCAUUGACUAAAUUUAUGUACAGAACUGUGCUCUAGCAGCAGUGUUGCCCGCUGACCCCUGGCAUCAUACUUUUGCUCUUGGGUGAUGUCUUACUGUUAUUUGUUAACUUUCAACUGCAGAGAAGAAAGCUGAAAAGAAAAGAAGGAAAUCUAAGCGACAUUCUGACAGCAGCUCCUCAGAUACUGACUCUUCAUCCAGUUCUGGAUCAGAAUCAGACAGUGAUCAGUCAUCAACUGAUGAGCGGGAGAAAAAGAAACGCAUAAAAAAGAAAAGGAGAAAAAAGAUGAGUGAAUCUGUAAAACGCAAGGACAAGAAGAAAGCAAAGAAGAAAAAGAAAGAGAUAAAAGACAGGUAAGUGGCUGUAACUACACCACAAAUACAUCAAUACACAAACAUUUAACAAAUACAUACAAAAAAUGCAAAUCUGGUAAAAAUGAAUACUGUGAAUAAAAUAAUUAAUGACUUAAUAAAAAACUGCAUAGACAUAUAAUUUCAAAAAUUAACAUUGUUCGCAAAAAGUACAGCAUUCAAUAAUUCAUUCAUUACACUCAAAUGACAACAUGUACUUGUAGAUAGAUUUGGUUGAGUAGCAAAAAGGACUGAUAAAGCCAUUGUGCCGAGUGCAGAGCAUAACCAUGGCAAUCAACAUGUUGAAUUCCAAACAAGUUGAGGAGUAAGGGCAAGUCAAAGAGGUUAGGGAGAAAGUAGCCUGUGUAGCAAGCGUUUUUGUGUGGUUUCAGAGCAAAGAAAGAUGGAGGAAUGACAUGGAAAAGGAUUUUUGGUUUUGGCCGCACCAAAAAUAGAACAAGAGCAAACUCUUGCUACGCAGGCUAGGGAGAAAGAAGGGAAAACAAUAUAUUAUUUUUUCUCCCCUCCCCCUUCUUACAACCUUUUUUUACCCUAUGACUAGUCCAAGAGUUGCUAUUUCUAUUCUCCCCUGUCUUUCUCAGUGGUCAAAGAUGGAAGCCAGGGCAAUGCAGACAAGCAUUUUUUGCUCACCUUAAAAAUUUGUCUGCAUUGCUGGCUCCCCUGAGAGUAUUUACACAUACCUCGCACUAACCCAGGGUUAUCUUAACCCAGCUUUGAACAAACCUGGCCAAGUAAGUGAUAAGCAAAGGAAUCUCUGGCUUCAUUUGAGGUCCCAUAUUACAUAAUAAUGUUGCUUUUACGCCCCCUUCCCUGUUAGUGAAAUAUUGACACUAAUAUCAGCAAUUAAUUUGAAUUCCAGUCCAGGAGAUGCUAAACCAAAGAGUCCUGAACCUUUUAGUUCAGUGGCUGUGGAUGAGAUCCCAGAUGUUCCCAAUAAUUCUUUUCUAUUGAGAAGAAGCCGCACCCCCUCCCCUGUCAGGGAAAAGAGGCUUCAGCAGGCAAAAAAAAAAAUAGGUAUGUUUCCUCUGAGGUACACCUGACCUUAAUCAUUUCUACGAGAGCUGGACUCAUUCCCUUUUCGGUGCAUAAUUAUCAUGAAUUAGGAAUUUUUGAGCAUGUAAGUCCGUACUAAAUUUGCAAUGAUAAAUUUUGCCCAAGGCAAAGCUGUUUCUUUGUUCAAAGCUGUGAGGCAUAUACUAAUAAAAUUAAUUGUGACAGACAAAAGUACUUUGGAAUGGCAAGACAACUAGAUUUCAUCCACGGACUCAAAACUAAGAACUGCAUUUCAUCCAACAUGCCCGAUUACACACUAAGGUAAUGGUACCAUGUGAAAGUACUACUGAUGGAAGAGGUUUCAUUUGAAUGGUCACACCAUAGGAUUUCAUCCACAGACUCAAAAAUUAAACUACAUAGUACCAUGUGAUAGUACUGCUGAAUUGAUUCUGAUGGCAAAUGGUUCAGAAAAAGUUGUUCAGAUGUUGAGAGAUAGAUGGCAGUAGUAUCUUCAAGUUGUUUAUAUUAUUUUCUGUUUUGCAUGACCACAGGAAAAGUAAGUCUCCUCCAGGGUAUAAAGCUCUGCCUCAAAGUAAUUCACAGGAAAGGACCAGGGUAUGUACACCUGCUGAAAUGAUAUUGUUUGGGAGAUCAGUAGACCUUAUUUCACUGUAUCCACCAUCUUUGCAUGCACUUCAGGGCUGAUUAAUCACGUGACAUUGCAUUUAUCCCAUCAACCCUUGAACGCGUGCAAAGAUGGUGGUUGUUGUGAAUAAGGUCUAUAUCUUCAACAGAACAUAUCCACAAUUAUUAAUAAAACAAUUACAUCCGAGUCUCUUGGUUCUUAAAAUGAACCUCGGAUUCUGUGGGUAACUAUUUUUCCUUCUUUUAACACAGUUAUAAAACUUUUUACCCUCUAUCAUCUAUCUCUGUCUGUUUUUCUUAUCGGCAGGUUUCCAGGUCGGGAAGGAUUCUACGAGGACGAGGAAAUAUGGUGAGGAAAUUCCCAGGGUAUUAGUUUAAACUUUCUCGCGAGAAAAACAAUACACCAGGAGAAAAGGAAAUAUCACAAAGUAAUGAAUCAUUUAGAAGCGGUCAGGAGACAAAACAAGGCAAAACACAUCUCUGAAAACCCACUACAGUGUACCCCCCUUCUUCCCUUCCUGGCCCCCCUAAGCAAAGAGCCUGGCCCGAGGCUACUCCAUCGGUUUGAAACAGAACUUAAUCACAUGAUUUUUAUUUUUCAGCGUUAUCGCACACCCCCGCCUUCUUCUUCGGAUGAAACGCGGAACAUUUCGCGCCGUUUUUCUCCACCUUCGGUGGCUCGGUCAAGGUCUCCACGCAGGCGUACAAGGUCUCGUGUGCGUCGUGCACGAUCACCAUUUAGACAGUCGAGGUCUUCUCGAAAACGCUCUAGAUCUCCCCGUUGACGCUCGAAUUCUCCUCGAAGACGCCCGAUGUCUUCUCGACGACGCUCGAAGUUUCCACAAAAACAAUCAAAUUCCUCUCAGAGACGCUCACUGUCACCUCAAAGACCCCCGGUGUCUUCUCGACGACGGUCGAAGUCCCCACGAAAACACUCAAUUUCUCCACAGAGAUGCUCGCCGUCUCCACGGAGACACUCGGGGUCUCCGCGACAACGCUCGAGGUCUCCUCGAAGACAUUCGAAGUCCCCACGAUCACAGUUACUUCAGAGAACAGAUAGCAAACAGCAUAUGA